UACAAUCCCUACGUGCGUUUACAAAUGCGCGUGUGUUGACCAAAGAAGAAGACCGAAGGGCCUUGCUUUUUCCCGUAAUACGUCAUUUUAAUUUCGUACAGUUUGUGCAUUGUGCAGCAGGUUUGGGACUUUAUUUUGCUACUACUAUUUUACCAGCUUAAUGCGAUGAGCUAUAAAAAUAAAGGAAAGGAGCGGGAUCAUGAGAGCAGCAAAUCCCGCAACAGUGUGUCGGGAUUAAAUAAAGGGCGCGACAAAGAACGCGAACGCAAAAGUGAAUACGAAAGCAAGGAGCGAUAUACGGAGAAGGGUAGCUUCAGCACAAAGGAACGGCACCGCAGCCGAAGCCGGGAGCGCAGCAGCGAACGCCGAGACGGACGUCGCAGCAGCAAGGAUCGGCACGGACGGAAGCACAGCCGGACGCGUGACGACAGCCGGGAGCGGGAUCACCGCAGACGGGAGCACCGUGACCGGGAACGACGCAGCCGAAGCCGCAGCCGGGACCGGAAACAUCGCAGCAGUGGUGGGGGUGGUGUUAAUGGUAGUGGUAGUGGUAGUAGCCGGGAUGAUCGGGACCACCGUCAUCGUUCCCGUGAGCACACGGAGGACGCACGCAGAACGGUCGAGAGCAACAGCGUCCGGAUGGAUAGUCCGGAAAACUAUGAGUACAAGAGUAUGGAGUUUACGCAGAACGUUAUUUCAACGAUGUUGCUAACCGCGGCGACCGCGAGUGAUUUUGCUAAAUUACUAAACAGUUAUAACCAACAGCAGCAGAUACAGGCACAGCAGCAACAGAUCCAAACCCAGCAGGCCCUGUUCGAGCAGCACAACGAAAAUAGCUGCUCCUCGGUCGGAUCAAAAGGUGAGAAUGGAGGUGCCGGUUCACAAGCGAUAUGCAAUGGCAACAGCAGCGGCGGUGAAGGUGGUGAAUCUUCCCGCCGACGUAAGAAAAAGUCAAGAUGGGCCGGUGGUGAUCACGAUAAAACGUUCAUUCCCGGUAUGCCAACGGUACUGCCAUCAACGCUGACGCCCGAUCAGCAGGAAGCGUACUUAGUACAACUUCAAAUAGAGGAAAUAAGUCGCAAGCUUCGUACGGGUGAUCUCAUGAUACCGCAGAAUCCUGAAGAAAGGUCCCCAUCGCCCGAACCGAUUUACAGUAGCGAUGGUAAGCGGCUGAACACGCGCGAGUUCCGCACGCGCAAGAAGUUGGAGGAACAGCGCCACCAGCUGAUCCAGCGCAUGCAGUCACUGAAUCCCGACUUUAAGCCUCCUUCGGACUACAAGCCGCCUGUAAUUCGCGUCAGUGACAAAGUGUUGAUCCCGCAGGAAGAGUAUCCGGAUAUAAACUUCGUCGGUUUGCUAAUCGGUCCGCGCGGCAACACGCUGAAGGCGAUGGAGAAGGACACCGGUGCGAAGAUUAUCAUCCGCGGCAAGGGCUCGGUAAAGGAGGGUAAGGUCGGGCGUAAGGAUGGUCAGCCGCUGCCGGGUGAGGACGAACCGCUGCACGCGUUCAUCACCGCCAGCAAUCCGGAAGCGGUGAAGAAAGCGGUCGAUCGCAUCAAGGACGUAAUCCGGCAGGGCAUUGAAGUGCCGGAAGGGCACAACGAUCUGCGCCGGAUGCAGCUGCGCGAGCUGGCCCAGCUGAACGGUACGCUGCGCGAAACGGACGGACCGCGCUGCAACAACUGUGGCUCGAACGAGCACAAGAGCUGGCUGUGCCCAGAUAAGCCGAACAUCACGAACAACAUCGUCUGUUCGGCGUGCGGCGGCACCGGCCAUAUUGCGCGCGACUGUCGCAGUAAGCGCCCCGGUCACGGUGGCCCACCGACGGCCGGUGGUAGUGGUGGUGGCAGUACGGCUACAAAGAUCGAUGAAGAGUACAUGAGCCUGAUGGCGGAGUUGGGUGAAGCGCCACCGCCCCAGGAAAACAACCAUGGUUACGGUCACGGUGGCGGUAAUGGUAACGGUGGUGGGGGUGGUGGUGGUUCACGUGGUUCCUACAAUAUGUUCGAACCACGAUCGGCACCGCGCCCCCUAAUGGCCACACCGCACCAUCCACCCUCGCUGAUGGGUAACAACCAACAAACACAGAACGGCAACAAUGCCAACAGCUCGCAGGCAGGUAAUGGUGGUAGUGGUGGAGGUGGUGGUGGUGGCGGUAGUGGUAGUAAUGGUAGUGGUGCGAAUGGUCCCAAUGCCGGCAAUGGUCACCAGUGGCCUCCAAUGAUGCCGAUGCCACCGAUUCCACCAUCCUUACCCACUCCACCACCGCCUCCACCGGCCGUCCCGUCGCUGAUGCAGUGGACACCGCCGCAGCCACCGUUACCACCGACCGGGGAUACGAUGAUACCGGCACCAAAUCAUCAUUCGUACAGUGCCGGUGUUGCACCGCCCAACAUGGGCGGAUGGGGCAAGGGUACCGGAAGUUUGUUACCGUCCGGAUGGCCACCCGCACCGAAUGGAUUCGUACCACCACCACCCGGACCGGCACCGCCACCUCCACCAAUAUCUGGCAUGCCGUCACACAUUUUGGCACCGCCGCCACCACCACCACCCUCCUAAUUGCUAUCCUUUAUGGAUUGAUAAUUAAUGAUGAACCUUUUUUAUUUACCCUCCCCAACCCCAACUGAAGUAUCUUGUUCACUCCAGCUUUAUCAUGCAAUUACUGGAUAACCGUUUUUAGCUAUAAUUUAUACACACGCCGUAUCGUGCUUGUCAGGUCUCUUAAAUAGGGAGCCCAGAGGAAGUGGCGUUCCUCAGUAUAUUUUUAUAUAUUUUGAUUUUUUUACUACAAUGUUAGCAACAUAGUGCUCGGAAAGUUUAUCUGUUGCAGAAACGGUUAUUAAGCUUUUUUGUUAUUUCCACCGUAUGCACUAUUGCAUAUCUUACGGAAGACUUUAGCAAAAAACACUGUACACAAGGAACAAAAUCGUGAAAUGAAACACAUAAUAAAUCCCCAGCCAGACAACAAUAGGUCGUCUGGCGUGACGCGUGUGUGGAAAUUGGCCGCUAUGGUGUGGGGCUGCUGGCCAAGAAACAUGUACUCUGUCAACGGUAGUCGAGGCAAGUAAAGAGAAGCGACUCAUUCGAUGAAACAAAAUCGUAGCAAAAAAAAACAAAAAAUUCAGGCAUAAAGGUGUUAUCCCGCUAUUUCGUACUACAAACAUACAAUUAAUAAGGAUUUGAUUUUUUUCAUUCUUACACUUCCUAGCGAUAUAGUGGUGGUUUUGCAACCCGAUUUGUUCUCUUAGUGCAUUGCUCUGCCACGUGUCCCUCAGGUCACUCAUCUGUUCUCAGCAAUGAAGAAAUUCUAAUAAUUCCUCUAGGCACGUUAUGCAGGAUAACGGGAUUGACAGGAUAAACGCAUAAUAGGCGAACAAAUAGAAGUGAUCAGCAGGAACAGCGUGCGCGGACGCUGUUUUGUGUAAAGUUUGCCUGCACCAUUUAUUAUAUACAUACACACACACAUACUCCAUCACGCACCCACACAUACACUUUCAAAAGACAGCUAAAUAAUCGCUAACUUUUUUUCUUUUCCUCUCUUUGUGUCUAUAUAUACAUGGUUAGCAGCGCUUAAGUGAUUAUGGUUUUAAUUGUCCUUCCCAUAGCUUUCCUGCAAUGAUUAAAUAGCGCAGGGGUUGGGAAAACAGAAGAAAAGAAGAAAGCGGAAGGGGAACGGGGAGAAAACGGGAAUAAACGGAACUGGGAACGAAUCUGGUGGGUUUCGUUCUCACCGGUCGUUCAAGUCUAAUUUCGUUUGCUUACGCGCAACAAACACAUUCAUGUAUAACUAAAUGAACUACUUUCGAAUAAUAAACCAAUAUUUUAGGGCAGUCCAUUUUGCCAGGUACAGUG
Molecule: messenger RNA, 3852 nt
Organism: Anopheles funestus (African malaria mosquito)
Lineage: Eukaryota; Metazoa; Arthropoda; Insecta; Diptera; Culicidae
Gene: SF1
Product: splicing factor 1
Exons: 6
Coding region: 166-2559 (797 amino acids)
Biological process (GO): regulation of mRNA splicing, via spliceosome
Cellular component (GO): nucleus
Molecular function (GO): mRNA binding; zinc ion binding
Source: RefSeq, a predicted model, not a curated record